Molecule: messenger RNA, 1583 nt
Organism: Epinephelus moara (kelp grouper)
Lineage: Eukaryota; Metazoa; Chordata; Actinopteri; Perciformes; Serranidae
Gene: tmem174
Product: transmembrane protein 174
Exons: 2
Coding region: 479-1270 (263 amino acids)
Source: RefSeq, a predicted model, not a curated record
UAAACACACCAAAUCUUCUCUCAUGGUCUUAAUACCUCACGAUAUGCUCUCUGGGGGCCGUUGACAUGUCUCAUACCUGACUAAAAUAUGAACCAUAUAGGGAUUAUUGUAAAUAUAGUUCAGUCUUGUGUCUGGAUGCUUUUAUUUUAUUGUGCAACAGUAUGUUUAUGACAUUAAAAUUGUUCCAUGAAUUCUCCAAACAGACCUUUCUGCCAUUAUCUGCCCUAAUUCACUAAGCCAUUAUUCAAUAGUAAUCUUGUUGUCCACAUGAGUUCAUUCACACACCCUGAAAAAGAGAAGCUGCCAUUUGAAAAUGGUGAUUGAUACUGGUACACCAUGUUCUUACAACAAACAGAAUUCAAGAGCAGUUUAAUUUAUAACUUGCCCUCUUGGCUAUUAAGUGUCUUUGGAGUUACUUAGUGUUUAUUCAGUUUGACUUGGCUGUUUGAAGCAGCGUGCUUCAGAACCCAGGGGACUCAUGGACCAAGGUUUCUGGACUAACAUGGUUGUGCAAAGGCCUGUAAUGGAGACCAACAGAGCUAGAAAUCCAACAGCAGCCCUCGGUGGGCCACCUGAUGACCCGGCUCGGGUGAUCACACCUGCUCUUCGCCCUCAUCAGUCACACAGUUUGUUGGAUGGUGAGAAGACUGCAGCCGUCCUGCUGUUCUCAGGGGUGUUCCUAGCCCUUGUGGGUGUCACUUUCACUGCCAUGGGCUGGUAUCAGUAUACAUCCAAUCCUAACUUUGAGUGGACCCAAUUGCUGGGCCCCAUCUUGAUCUCCGUCGGAGGCACUUUUGCUCUUACCAGCGUCUGCAAGUUUGGGAUCAUCUCAUGCUGGCCCUGCAUACAGUGGGAUGAAGAAGUGCUUGUAAUGCCUGUGAUGGAGCAAAACUCAGCAGGACAUUCUUGUAUGAUAAGUGGCAGAAAUCAACCAAUCAUGUUACACAAUGCAGCGACAAUGCUAUGCAUUCCACCUCAGUAUAGCUUUACAGCCCAGGAAGUACACCAGGCCGUUGGGUUACAGCCUGGCAGGUCUGUGAAUGGUAUCCUUGCAGCCUGUUCUCCACAUGACGCUGUACGCUGCGUGGAUAAUGCAGCAUUCACAGCAGAAGAAGGCGGCUCAGCUCACAACACAGAAACAGCAGACGAUCGCAGACGAGGACCGAGAGGACAGAGGAUGAAAGAGGAUGUGUUGACGAGAGCGGCGCUGCCUGUUCACCUCCACCUGCAUACGAGGACAUCUACCCUUCCUUCAGCAAACACGAUCUGACAUAAGCACCUCCUGAAUCUUGUUAGGAAUUUCAUGUCUUUCUCAGCUUCCUCUUUCUUUUUAAUACGUCAAAGUGAUUUGAUAAAAUGUCCUGCAGAACAAAACGUCCCCUGUAUUUCACUCCACAGCAACACAAGAGGAACUUAGCCUGGGUCUCACUUUCCUCUCACAGCUGUUAUCAUGUACAGUUACCAUCAUAAUUAUGUAUGAAGUCAUAAAAUCCACUAAGAUGAGGCUCCCUGGAAGAAAAACCUCAUUAAAAUGGAGAUUUAUGGACAGACUCAGCUCUAUCAGAGGGGCUCUAAGGUUCUGG